AUGUUUUCAGCAGCCUCGAGGGGCCCUCUGGGGGCUUCCUCGCGGGCGCGAGCAGCAGCCUGCAGCGCAGCAGCAGCAGCACCAGGAGCGCCCCCUGCAGCAGCAGCAGCAGCAGCAGCAGCACGUCCUGCAGCAGCAGCAACAGCAGCAGCCACGCAGGUUGCAGCGCUCCCCGUGGGGCCCCGCUUCCCCUUCUUUGCUGCAGAGGGGCCUUGGAGGGGGCCCCCAAGAGGGGGGCCCCCCGGGAAGGGGGGCCCCCCUGUGGCUUGGGAAGUCUACAAACAAAAGCAGCACAGGGGCCCCCCUCGCUCUCCAGGGGGCCCCCUUGGGGCCCCCCUGGAGCCUCUCCAUGAUGCCCUUGAUGCCCCUGGGGGCCCCCCUGGGGGCCCCCCUGGGGGCCCCCCUGGGGGCCCCCCUGGGGGCCCCCCUGGGGCCCCUUCUAGGGCCCUCCUUGGGGGCCCCCCUGGGAACUCCCGGGGGGGCCCCCUGGGGGCCCCCGCUGGGGGCCCCCCUGGGGGCCCCCAGGGGGCCCCCGAUGGGGGCCCCCCUGGGGGCCCCCGUGGGCCCCGGAAGAAGGAAAAGGGACGUUUGGGGGGUUUGCUGCUGCUGCGUCGGGUGCUGCUGCGGGUGUUCCAGCUGGCCCCCGGAGUGGCCGAGCGGGAGCUGCUGCUGCCCUUUUGCACUUUGCUGCAGCAGCAGCUGCAUUUAUUUUCUUUUGCGGAUUUGCAGCUGCUGCUGUCGGACUUCGCAGCUGUAUAUACACCUCAGUUCCUGCCCCUCUUCAACGCCGCCGCCAGAGUCCUCACGCGCCCCCCCACCAGCAGCAGCAGCAGCAGCAGCAGCAGCAGCAGCAGCAGCAGCAGCAGCAGCAAUGAUAGGCGAGACAGGCUCACUCCGCUUCAGGCGUGCUUCCUUUUGCAUGCGCUAGGUAGGCCAAAACGCCUCUUUGGCUGUCUUGGUAGCUCAGCAGCAGCAGCAGCAGCAGCAGCAGCAGCAGCAGCAGCAGAAGCAGCAGCAGCAGCAGCAGCAGCAGCAGCAGCAGCAGCAACAGGAGGCCAUGGCAAAACAGACUGCAGGGAUCCCAGCCUCUUGGCUUUCUUAAUAGAGAUCGUUGAAGCUGGGGUGCAGCAGCUGCAGCAGCAGCAGCUGCUGCUGCAGCAGCAGCAGCAGCACGAACAGCAGCAGCAGCAGCAGCUGCAGCAGCAGCAGCAAGAAGAAAGAAGCGCGAGAGCAACUGCGGCUGAUGUGCACAAGAAUCCGUCAGCAGCAAAAGGAGAGCAAAGAGAGUAUGAAAAAAAUGAAAAAAGAGACAAGAUGCAGCAGCAGCAGCAGCAGCAGCAGCAGCAGCAGCAGCAGCAGGACAUAACGGGAGAAGGGCUUGUUAUGUGUCUUAAUGGAUUGGCCAACAUGAACUGCAAAGUCAAAGAAGACACUUUAAAUCAUUUGCUGCUGCUGCUGCGGCCUUUUCUGCUGCGCGAGGAGCCUUCUGUUUUGGGCCACGCGAGCCCCGAGCGGCGGCUGCUGCUGCUGUUUAAUUCUGUCUCCAGUUUGGCCCGGCUGGGGCUGUGGGGUUUGGGGCUGCAUGCGCUGCUGGCGGAAGCUUGCUGCUGCUGCUGCUGGAGUGAGUUGGGGCCUUACGAGCCUCUGGACCUAUUUGCUGCUGCUCUCGCGCUGCAGCAGCAGGGCAGAGUCAGCCCUGCUGCUGCUGCUGCUGCUGCUGCUGCAGUCAAAGCCCUCGAAAACAAGCUGCUGCAGCAGCAGCACAAGAAACUCGACCCCGAGGACCUUGCAGCAGCAGCAGCAGCAGCAGGCCUCACAACCGCAGAGGCAGCGCCCGCACCAGCAGCAGCAGCAGCAGCAGCAGCAGCAGCAGCAGCAACUCCCGCUGCUCCAAAUGGCGCUGCUGCGCUGCCGCAUCCUGCGUUUGCUGCAGCAGCAAACUGCUACGUUGCUGCUGCUGCAGUUGGCCUCGUGGCCCUCCGGCCUCUUAUCUUUUCGCUGCACCCCUCUUUUAGGGUUUCUUGUCUCCUAACCCUCAGCAAACUCGAAGCCCUAAAACCCCACUGCCUCCAGCAGCAGCAGCAGCAGCAGCAGCAGCAGCAGCAGCAGCAGCAGCAGCAGCAGCAGCAGCAGCAGC
Messenger RNA from Eimeria necatrix, 2137 nucleotides. RefSeq lists its product as hypothetical. The transcript is spliced from 5 exons. The record is from RefSeq and is a predicted model, not a curated record. The annotation marks the transcript as partial. NCBI's taxonomy places the organism in Eukaryota, Apicomplexa, Conoidasida, Eucoccidiorida, Eimeriidae.